Messenger RNA from Ricinus communis (castor bean), 2032 nucleotides. RefSeq names its product cysteine-rich receptor-like protein kinase 25. Gene Ontology annotation, biological process: protein phosphorylation. Lineage: Eukaryota; Viridiplantae; Streptophyta; Magnoliopsida; Malpighiales; Euphorbiaceae. Gene Ontology annotation, molecular function: ATP binding; protein kinase activity. The record is from RefSeq and is a predicted model, not a curated record.
UCAUAUCAAAUGAUGAUGAAACUCUUUGCAAUUCUUUGUAUUAUUAGGUUGCUCAACCAUAGGGUUGAAGCUACAGAAAAUCCAGUUUACAUUAGCUGCUCAAGAUCCACUGAUUUCACUGCUAACAGUACCUACCAAGCCAAUCUUGAUAUAGUCCUUUCUUCUCUCCUCUCCAAUUCUACCAGCCAAAACGGUUUCUACAGUUUCAGUGCUGGCACAGUCUACGGCAGCUUCUUUUGCAGAGGAGAUCUCACAACUGAAAAUUGCAAAGAUUGUGUCAUGAAUGCUACUAAGGAUAUGAAUCUUAACUGCUCCGGCCACAGACAGUCCAUCAUUUGGUACGACCAGUGUAUGGUGCGAUACUCCAACAACAAUUUCUUCUCCAUCAUGGAGUCGGAGCCUCAUUUUAUCGGUAAAAACACAGAGAACAUAGAACACCCAGAUCAUUUCAUUGAUAAACUGGUAGAUAUGAUGGAUCACUUGGUGUCAGGACUUGUCAGGAACUAUCACUUGUCAUCAUUGGAAAAGAAGUACGCUACUAAAAGAGAGAAAUUUCCCUUGUUCAGAGUCUACAGCUUUGCAGAGUGCAUUCCUGAUAUAUCUGCACCUGAUUGUAGAAAGUGUUUGGAAAAAGCCAUUUCAUAUCUUCCAGUUUGCUGCAGUGAGAAAAUUGGGAGUAGGGUGUUGCUUCCGAGUUGCUCUAUUAGGUACGAGACAUAUAAUUUCUACGACAUCCCAGAAGGAGGCCAUGGUCAUUCAGGUUUGUUCCGAAUAAUUGCGGCCGUAGUUUCUGUAGCAGUUGUCGCUGUGAUGAUUUAUGCUAUAGUAUACUGGUUCUUUAGAAGGAGAAGGUUGAAAAAGUGCAGCCGUACACUAGAUGAAAUAAUUGAUCAGAGAGAAUAUUCAAAUAUAGAAUCCAUGAAGUUUAGUUUGAGUAAGAUUAAAGCUGCCACCAAUAACUUCUCAGAUGAUAACAAGCUAGGUGAAGGGGGAUUUGGUGCAGUAUACAAGGGUACACUUCCUAAUGGACAGGAUAUAGCUGCAAAAAGGCUGUCUAGGUGCUCUGUCCAAGGUGCAGAAGAAUUCAAGAAUGAAAUUGAAUCGGUAACUAAGCUUCAACACAGAAAUCUAGUAAGGUUGCUAGGACUUUGCUUUGAAGCUGAAGAAAAGAUACUUGUCUAUGAGUUUGUGCCCAAUAGAAGCCUUGACUACUUUUUAUUUGAUGUAAGAAAGAAGGACCAAUUAGAUUGGCCAAAACGGUACAAGAUUAUUGUAGGGAUUGCUAGAGGCCUUCUUUACUUGCAUGAAGAUUCUCGGCUUAGAAUUAUACACCGUGAUCUCAAAGCUAGCAAUGUGUUAUUAGACAGCGACAUGAAUCCAAGAAUUUCAGAUUUUGGAACUGCAAGAAUAUUUGGUGUUGAUCAAAUUGAAGGAAGUACAAAUAGAAUAGUGGGUACAUAUGGUUACAUGUCUCCAGAGUAUGUAGCAUUUGGAAAUUUCUCAGUGAAAUCUGAUGUUUUCAGUUUCGGUGUCCUGAUUAUAGAGCUCAUAAGUAGCAGGAGAAAUGGCAGCUCUAGAUCAGAAUGUGGUGAAGGCCUGCUAGAUACUGCUUGGAAGCAUUGGACAAAUGGAACACCUUUAGAAUUAAUGGAUUCAACUUUAAGAGAAUCCUGUUCCAUAAAUGAAGUGAUCAGAGGUGUCCAUAUCGGUCUACUAUGUGUCCAAGAAGAUACAGAAGUUCGGCCAACCAUGGCAGCGGUGGUUGCUAUGCUCACUGGUGACACUGCUAGUCUGCCAAUUCCUCGGCAACCUGCAUUCACCAAGUCUAGCGCAGUACAAUCAUAUGCGACAAGUUCUACAAGCUCAAAUCAGUUUAUCUGCUAAUAUUAAGUAAGUCAUCACUGUCUUCAGCUGAAUAGAAUCAUGUACUGGAUAAUGGUUUGUAACAAAACAUGUCCUCUGCCUAAUGUGGCGUGAAUGAAUUCUAGUUGACGUAACUAAAUUAUACAACUCUUAGCAUUUCUUGCUGCCA